GUCAGAACGCGAGAGCGAAGGGGACACCAUGGCUUCUCAACGGCUUUAUCUGAGGUUGGUAGGGCUCACCGCUCUGCUCACAUUGCUGGCCCUCGCAGAUGUUUCCAGUGAGAGCAGCCUUCACAAGAUCCUGAAGAAAAGAGAUGUGGUGGGUGACGGUAGCGCUUCCUCUAAGUACAGGGUGGCUGUUGCUCCCGCCAAGGCCAAAGAAUUCCUGGCCAAGCUACGGCGGCCCAAGAGGAACAUCUGGGACCGCAGCAGGCCAGAUGUGCAGCAGUGGAUCAUGCAGUUCAUGUACAUGGGCUUCGAUGAGACGAGACUGGAGACAGACCUGUCCUACUGGAUGGACCACGCGCGGUCCAGCGAUCAGGGUCGCCAGCACCAUUAUGACGAGAACUCUCCCAUUGGACCCAGAGACAGAGGAGCACACCGUCACGGAGCCGACGUCAACUACGACUACUACUAACUCCACAUGCUGUCUCACUCUCUCUCUCAUAGCGUAAGACUAACCUCUCUCUUCCUUCACUACUUCUAACCCCAGCCCCCUCUCUAUUUCCCCCUCAUAUAGUGUGCAACUUCCUUUCUUUCUUUGUAUACAGUUUACUUUCCGUUAAUCAACACCUCAAC
Messenger RNA from Salvelinus namaycush (lake trout), 627 nucleotides. RefSeq names its product ECRG4 augurin precursor a (gene ecrg4a). The record is from RefSeq and is a predicted model, not a curated record. The transcript is spliced from 4 exons. NCBI's taxonomy places the organism in Eukaryota, Metazoa, Chordata, Actinopteri, Salmoniformes, Salmonidae. Gene Ontology annotation, biological process: regulation of cell population proliferation; G1 to G0 transition; anaphase-promoting complex-dependent catabolic process. The coding region runs from base 29 to 466 and encodes 145 amino acids.